Molecule: messenger RNA, 1698 nt
Organism: Guillardia theta CCMP2712
Lineage: Eukaryota; Cryptophyceae; Pyrenomonadales; Geminigeraceae
Exons: 6
Coding region: 1-1698 (565 amino acids)
Source: RefSeq, a predicted model, not a curated record
AUGGCUGGCGCUCAAGCCGCUCUCAUUGCAUUUUCGCCCUUGUUAUGGCAGUACUACGUGCAGAAUGAGGUGUUCUCCUUGAACAAUCUCUUCGUGUCUGUCCAACUUCUGCUGUCUCAAAUCUUCUUGGAAUCUUGUGAGAAAGCAAAGCGAGUCAAGGGGAAGGAGAAAGACAAGGUGCAGGAACAACUCAGGUUGCAGGCAUGGAGCUCAAGCGUGCUCGGAGCGUUCUUUGCCGGGCUUGGAUUCUCAAACCAGCAUACCAUCGUCUUCUACACCCUGCCAAUCGUUUGCUUCGUCCUCUAUCACGAUUUCAUUGUGUUCAAGAAUACUCAACGAGCUUCUUACUGGUGCGCACUGGUGCUGGCGUUUGUUGCCGGGCUCUCGCCCUAUCUGCUUCUCAUCCUCUCCUCGACGUCAGGAGCUCUCGGGAGCUGGGGAGAUCAGACGACGAUGACGGGGUUGAUCACGCACCUGCUGCGGAGGGAGUACGGAACGUUCAGACUGUACGCGGGGGAGGACAUGGAAUACACGUCUGUGCUCCGGUGGGCGCUGCUAUACUCCCAAGACUUCGCCGAGAACUUCCUGUGGGUUGGACUACCUCUACUCCUCGUGGGGAGUGUUGCAACGUUGAGAAGCGCAGCUCAUGACAGCUUCGGACUCCUCCUCCUCCUCUGCUUCACCUUCUACUGGGUGAGCUUUCAUCUCCUUGCCAACAUCCCCUCCUCCGAUCCUCUCAUGCUUGGAGUGCACAAAAGAUUCUGGAUCCAGGCUCACCUUGUUGGCUCCAUGCUGAUCAUGCCUGGCCUUGCGGCCUUGCACGAACUCCUGCUGGGCCGCAAGCUUCACCUGCCCCGCUGGGUGAGCGGACCUUGCGUCCUCCUGGUUCUCCUUCUCCAGGCUGGGCUACAUUUCAGCAAGAACGAUCAAAGCAGCAACCGGUACAUGGAGCUGUAUGCUCGAUCCAUCCUCGAGCCCUUGCCCCUCCGCGCGAUCAUCCUCAGCAAAGGGGACAACAUCGCCAACACUGUCCGGUACCUCCAAGUGUGCGAGCACGUGCGGCAGGACGUGCGCCUGAUGGACCAGAACAUGAUGUGUUACCCCUGGUUCAAGAAGACUCAGUCUCGCUUCUUCCCCGGAGUGAUUUUUCCUGGAGAGCACUGUGAGAAAUCGCCCGGAGAGGGAGAGCCUGGUAGCUACUCUAUCCGAGAGUUCCUCGAUGCCAACUACAGGUAUGAAGGAGCUGCUGGAGAGGCAGGGGAGAUGGAGGAAGGGCCGCCAAUCUUGACCUGUGGAGGAUGGAGACAGAAUGAGGCAGAAGCAGUUGCGUUCAAGGCGGUUCAAGGAUACACAACAAUUCCUUACGGCCUAUGUGAAAAAGUUAUUCCGCUUGCAGCCCUGCCAAACGUGACUGUCAAUGAAGUUAUGGAAGACAACAAGAUUCUCAACGCGGCGAUAAAGGAGAAGGACGGGAACAGGAGCAGCGGGAUCAUAUCGGUGUGGAAGGAGCUAGACAAAUACGACGAGACGACAUGGGAACGAUCUAUCCACGUGCACACGUUGCAAAGUUUUCAGAAGCUCGGGCACUGGCUUGUUAUGUGGGCCCAGAGGAACGAAGAUGACGUCAAGGUCGUGCGAGGAGGAGAGCGGGAACACGAGAGAGAGGAGAGGAGGGAGAAGGGGAGGAGAGAGAUGUAG